Molecule: messenger RNA, 321 nt
Organism: Necator americanus (New World hookworm)
Lineage: Eukaryota; Metazoa; Nematoda; Chromadorea; Rhabditida; Ancylostomatidae
Exons: 3
Coding region: 1-321 (106 amino acids)
Source: RefSeq, a predicted model, not a curated record
AUGAUUUACUCACUUAUUCUGCUAACUGUACUUUUUUCUGUGGUAUUAGCGGAGUUCGUCAAACCAGACGAAAGUCCUCCCGCAUACGCUCCAAUUCGACCGCAUCGUUUACGUCCACAUCAUAAACGUGAAGUCGCUCAAAGUUGCGGCAGUGAAGUAUGUCCGGAUGACACGAUCCUUAUCUAUUAUCGCUGUAAUCGAUCGGAUCCCAAAAAGUGUCAUUGGCAUCUACGGAUGUGGGCAAUCGUUAUUUUCGGUGUGGUGCUCGUCAAAGCUGCCUUCGCAUGCUUCGUCUCAUUCUUUCGUUGCGUAUGCUUUUGA